GCUUCAACAGAAAUCAUAACCAUACAUUCCCAGAAGUCUUUGGAGGACCAACCACCUUUUCACAGACUGAAGAAAUUCUCCUUUAAAAACUUGUCAUUCCCAUACUUCCCAACAGAGAAAGAAGACAGGAAGACACAAUAUCAUCUUCUGCACGUUCUUGAACAAGAAGUGUUCAAUUUUCAGAGCGGUUUUCCUUUCUGGGAAACCGCUCUUUUAACUGUUCUUUUCUUUCAACCUGUUUGUAUUUCAGUGUAGUGCAGAAUUCAUUUGCCACCCCCAAGGAUCUCCACAGGCAUGUGUAUGGUUUAAGGGGGUGAAAGAAAAGUUGGGUUCUGUAUGCAUGGUAGACACUGAGGAAACUCAAGUUUUGGAUUGGGGAUUAACGCCCGAAUCGAGAUUUUGAUCAGCCUGCUGUGUGUGCAGAGGUUAAUUAGUUAACAAGCCAAGAAGGAGAAAUGUCAGGAGGGUACUACUCCAAGUGCUCUUGUUCUAGGCCUGUUGAGUGGGUGAAGGGGAAAACGGUUGGAUCGGGGUCGUUUGGGAGUGUUCAUUUGGCGAUGAACAAGGCGACGGGGGGACUUUUUGUUGUGAAAUCUGCAGAAUCAGAUUCUGGGCUGCAGUUCCUUGAGAGUGAGGCUGAGAUUCUUGAGAGUUUGGAUUCUCCCCAUGUGGUGAAGUGCAUAGGGAAGGAGAUGUGUGGUGGGAAGAAACUCAAUCUUUUCAUUGAGUACAUGGCAGGUGGGAGUUUAGCAGAUGUGACUCAACAAUUCGGUGGGAAGUUGGAUGAAAUGGUGAUCAGAUUGUACACUAGAGAGAUUCUUUUAGGCCUAAAAUACCUCCAUGAAAAUGGGAUUGUCCAUUCUGAUCUCAAAUGCAGAAAUGUUCUCUUGAGCUCCUCAGGGGAUGUGAAAUUGGCAGAUUUUGGCUGCUCCAAGAGAGUAAAAAAACACCCAAACCCAAUCCCCCUUGCAGGGGUUGCCGGGAGUCCAUUAUGGAUGGCACCCGAGACUUUAAGGAAUCAAGGCGGCCUGGAUUGUGCCUCGGAUAUAUGGUCACUCGGGUGCACAAUCAUAGAAAUGGCAACUGGGAAUCUCCCCUGGGCAGGCAAGAUCUCAAACCCAGUUUCUGCAGUUCUCAGGAUUGCCUGUAGCGAAGACAGGCCAAACUUCCCCUCCCAUUUCUCCCAAGAAGGUUUGGAUUUCUUGGAAAAAUGCCUGGAAAGAGACCCCAGAAAGAGGUGGAAAGCUGAGGAAUUGCUUCACCAUCCCUUCGUGAAUCCAGAAAGCGAGGAAUUCGCUGCUUCUUCCCCAGCAAGUGUUCUUGACAGAAGUAUCUUCCCAGAAACCGAUUACUCAGACGAAUCAGAUGAAGAAGACGAGACACCCCUUAGAAGCCCGGUUCCAAAACCAACUACCAAUAGGUUCUUUCCAUUUUCAAUACUAUGUGAGAACAAGUUUGGUGUCUCAGAACAGCAUCCUAGGUUUGGAGAGCAUUGGUCUACAUCUGAAGAGUGGAUCACUGUGAGAACAAGUUAAGGAAAAAAAAAAAAACAAGAAGUUUUGUGAGACCAGACAAGUCUUAGGUUUGUGUCUGUUUAGUUGUACAGAGAAACAGACAUGAGUAGAUAGUUAUGAAAAUGUAUGGAGGAUCAAAUUGUACACUACACUGUCAUUUAUCUGUAGCUCUAGCGCAUCAGCUUUUGUGGAUGUAUUGUUCCCAAGUCACUGCAGUCACUGCAUUAUAGACAAUUCUUUACUCUUUAUUCC
Messenger RNA from Ipomoea nil (Japanese morning glory), 1766 nucleotides. RefSeq names its product mitogen-activated protein kinase kinase kinase NPK1-like. Gene Ontology annotation, biological process: protein phosphorylation. Bases 456 to 1535 code for a protein of 359 amino acids. Lineage: Eukaryota; Viridiplantae; Streptophyta; Magnoliopsida; Solanales; Convolvulaceae. The transcript has 2 exons. Gene Ontology annotation, molecular function: protein kinase activity; ATP binding. The record is from RefSeq and is a predicted model, not a curated record.